Messenger RNA from Pogonomyrmex barbatus (red harvester ant), 1512 nucleotides. RefSeq names its product Folylpolyglutamate synthase 1 (gene Fpgs1). NCBI's taxonomy places the organism in Eukaryota, Metazoa, Arthropoda, Insecta, Hymenoptera, Formicidae. Gene Ontology annotation, molecular function: tetrahydrofolylpolyglutamate synthase activity; ATP binding. Gene Ontology annotation, biological process: tetrahydrofolylpolyglutamate biosynthetic process. The record is from RefSeq and is a predicted model, not a curated record. Gene Ontology annotation, cellular component: cytosol; cytoplasm; mitochondrion.
CUGGCACCAAGGGUAAAAGGUACGACAUGUGCAUUUACAGAGGCAAUCCUUCGACAGCAUGGCUUCAGCACAGGUUUCUUCAGCUCGCCACAUCUGGUCUCUGUACGGGAACGAAUCCGCCUAAAUGGCGAGCCUAUCAGUCAGUCACACUUCGCCCAUUCUUUUUGGAAUGUUUAUCGACGCCUGCAACAAGAACGAGAAUAUGAAUCCGAUAUGCCGACCUAUUUUAAAUUCUUAACAAUUCUUAUGUUCCAUGUUUUCCUAGAGGCGAAUGUCGAUGUAGCGAUUAUUGAAGUUGGAAUUGGUGGUGAACUGGAUAGCACCAAUGUCUUGCGAAAUCCGGUUUGUGUGGGUGUGACGAGCUUAGGUUUGGAACAUACCUCGCUGCUAGGUAACACGCUGGAAGAAAUCGCUUACCAGAAAUCGGGAAUCUUUAAGCCAUAUGCAGCAGCUUUCACGGUAUCACAACCAGAAUCGGCAAUGCGCGUUCUACAAAAUCGAGCUAUAGAGAGACAAUGUGAUUUACGAGUGGUUUCUAAUCUUCAAGAUAAAGAGUGGACUGAUGUUUUUUCGUUAGCAGGCAUCGAUGUUAAUGGCGUACAACAACAGAAUGUUCUGCUAUCGAUUAAUUUGGCAUUUGAAUGGAUGAAGUCACAUAACAAUCAGUCAGUUCUGGAUAAUAAAUAUGUCAAAGAUUUUCAUAAUAAUUUCAUAAACGACAAGAAUGAUUUAUCCCAAAUUAUUUCUCUAAACAAGAUUGCAACAGCAUUGGCGAAUUGCAAGUGGCCAGGACGCACACAGAUUCUAAGAACUAACACAGUAGAUUUCUUUCUGGACGGCGCUCACACGAUCGAAAGUAUUGUUAACUGUAUAUCGUGGUUCAAGAGAGUCAGCCGGGGAACUUCUAGCAAAUUCUUAAUAUUUAAUAUAAGUGGCGACCGGAAUUCUUUAGAAUUUUUAAAGUUGCUGAAAUCUUUGAACUUUGAUAAAGUUUACUUUGCUCCAAAUUACGCCGGAGUGACUAGUGUGGAGGAUUUAUCGGAUUACGCAUCGAUCGAAAAGCAAAGAAAACAGUGUAAGAAACACUGCGAGUUAUGGGGCAAGAAUUCAGUGAUGAAGAAUAGCAUCGCCGAAGUGCUUCAUGAUAUUAAGAGGCAUAUACCAUCGCAAACGAUCAAUCAGGAUAAAGUAGAGGUACUUGUAACAGGAUCCUUACAUUUAAUUGGCGCAUUAUUAACCAUUCUUGAUCCCACUUUAACAAUGACCAGUGAUUUUUAACAUAAAAUAUUAAAAUUCGAUUUGUUAUAAUGCUUAGCACAAGCACACGUAAGUCGGUACUGGCCAAAAUUUAUAAUUUUGGAGUUAGAAUUGAUAUCGAUUCGUGCUUACGUCUAUCGAUUGUCUACUUCUCGCUUUGUAGCUCUUUCUGUAAUGAGAUUGUUAAAAGUUUUUGAUGUGUAUGUAUGUAUAACGUAUGUAUGUGUAUAUAAUUUAUAUAUAUAUAUAAAAUUG